Molecule: messenger RNA, 2076 nt
Organism: Sporisorium graminicola
Lineage: Eukaryota; Fungi; Basidiomycota; Ustilaginomycetes; Ustilaginales; Ustilaginaceae
Exons: 1
Coding region: 1-2076 (691 amino acids)
Biological process (GO): polyphosphate catabolic process
Cellular component (GO): fungal-type vacuole
Molecular function (GO): exopolyphosphatase activity; endopolyphosphatase activity
Source: RefSeq, a predicted model, not a curated record
AUGUUUCAAGCGGACUCACAGCAGCAGCAGCGACACUCGACCACUUCCUCUCACCCAGUCAACACGUCGAGAAAGCCGUUUGGACGCUUUCUUCAUGUGACGGAUCUGCAUCCUGAUUCGCACUACAAGCACGGUGCGGCCGUCAAUGCAGCGUGUCAUCGCAAGAAGCCGAAAAAGAACAAGCCGGAUGGGAAGCUGCGUGCCGGAUGGUGGGGAACCGCGCUGACCGACUGCGAUUCGCCGCCUCGAUUGGUCGAGUCGAGUCUCACCUGGGCUGCUCGUAAUCUUGUUCAACCUGCAUCCAUCAACGCUCAAGAUGCGAAUACGACGUCAUCACUAUCGCCAUCAAGCGCAGGAGGUUUGGGACUGGACUUUAUCAUCUGGACUGGUGACUCUGCCCGUCACGACAACGACAACGAGGUUCCUCGAUCCAACAAGGAGAUCUUCGAUCUCAACAGGUGGACGCUGCAGCAGCUCGAGACCGCUUUCCCAGGUGUGCCGCUCGUUCCUACCGUGGGCAACAACGACAUCUUCCCACACAACAUCCUCUUCCCCGGACCCAACGCGGUGACGAAGGAGUACGUGCACAUUUGGCAGGACCACAUCCCCGAAUACGAGUUCCACACGUUUGAACAAGGCGGCUACUACGUCAAAGAGCUCCUCCCUAACCGACUCGCUGCCAUGAGCCUCAACACGCUUUACUUUUACGACAACAACAAAGCCGUCGAUGGGUGCGUCAAGACCAAGCGCGGCAAAGGCAAAGACGUCGACCCAGGAACAGCCCAGUUAGACUGGCUCGAGGUGCAGCUGGAUCUGUUCAGGAAGCGCGGGAUGCAGGUACACUUGUUGGGGCAUGUGCCGCCGACAGCGGGCAACUAUUUCGAGCGAUGCUAUAGGCGGUAUACGGACAUCGUGCUCAGGUUUCAGGAUACCGUAGUUGGGCAGCAUUUUGGACACAUGAACACGGAUGCAUUCUUCAUCCAAGAGGACGAGGAGGCUGCGUACAACCAGCGAGGGGAGCAGCAGCCGCAGCAGCAGCGUAAAGUGCAUGUGAUGGAGCAAGGGCUGCCAGGGGACUUGAAGCAGGACUACUCUACGCUGCCGGGUAAGGGUAGGACAAACGAGGAUAUGUAUUCGGUGUUCUACAUUGCGCCGAGCAUUAUCCCUACCUUCUACCCUUCGAUUCGGCUUUGGACAUACAACACGUCGGAAGAGGCGCGGUACGUUGCCGAUGUCGCGGCCGGUGCCAGUGCUUCUAGCUUACAAGCAGGAGAGGCUGCGUACGACGAUGACGACAGCGAUGAUGAUAGCGAUGAUGAGGACGAGGUAGAGGAAAAGGAUGACGACGACUCGGAAUGGCGCAUCAAACCGCUCUCGCGCCACCACCAUCGCCCAACACCACCCAAGAAGCGCAAAGGCAAGAAACAUCGAAAGAAGCGCGGCAAGAAGCUGCCGCGCCAUGCAUCGCCCGACUCGCCAUCCCGAACCAACACGUACCUCAGCCUCUUAGGCUACAGUCAGUGGGUGAUGGACAUUGACGAGCAGAAUGAGGCGAUCGAAGCAAUCCUGCAUCCCAAGAAGAACGACCGCCAGAUGGCCGCAUCGUCAACAGCGCUCAAAGAGGACAAAAAGAAGAAGAAACACAAGGACGAAGACAAGGAGAAGGAGAGGAAGAAACGACAGCACGAGGCGGAACAGAUUCAGGUCGAGUACCGCCUAGAGUACGCCACGUAUUCGCCGGAAGCGUUGUGGUCCGAAUUCGACCCUACGUCGUCCAGCGGCGCGGUGGCACCGGUUCCCAAGUCGCUGCUCGAGAAGGAACUGCGUCGAGCCGGUCUGGAAGAGCCUUUCGUCAUGUCUUCGCAUGAGGAGGAGGAAGACGAAGUUGAGCCCAACAAGAAGAAAGGUAAACCAACGCGGAAGCUCGCCAAGCCACUGCGCAAGUUUACCGACUACUCGUUGGGGUCAGCUACCGUUGGGGAAAUGAUGAAUCUGGCGAGAAAGUUGAUGGUGGACCAGAAGCUGUGGGGGCGUUUCAAGAGGAGAAUCUACUCGGAAUGUGGGUGGGUGCCCUGA